Messenger RNA from Vicia villosa (hairy vetch), 912 nucleotides. Its product is annotated as zinc finger A20 and AN1 domain-containing stress-associated protein 3-like. The transcript has a single exon. The record is from RefSeq and is a predicted model, not a curated record. Gene Ontology annotation, molecular function: DNA binding; zinc ion binding. Lineage: Eukaryota; Viridiplantae; Streptophyta; Magnoliopsida; Fabales; Fabaceae. The coding region runs from base 237 to 716 and encodes 159 amino acids.
CAAAGAAAAAACCAUUAAGAAACCGACGUUACCGUGUUUGUUAAUUCUUUUCUGUGGAGGUGCUUUUCUUUCCCUUUUCUAUUAUUAACACAUUCCAAUCCCAAUUUCUUUCCAUUCCUUCUCUUUCUUCUCCUUUCCACUACGCUUCGAUUUUCCUUUUUCUUCCUCUAAGGAAAGGGAAAAUCAUCAAAAAUCUUCAAACUCGAACCUAUUCCGAACCUGCAGAAUUCUUUUCAAUGGCGGAAGAACAUCGAUGCCAAGCUCCGCGUCUCUGCGCUAACAACUGCGGUUUCUUCGGGAGUCCCGCCAUGCAGGAUCUCUGUUCUAAAUGUUACCGUGAUUUGCAGCUCAAGGAACAGCGAUCUUCGUCGGCGAAACUGGUUCUCAAUCAAACCCUGAUUUCUCCUCCUCAAGCGGUGGUUUCUCAGGAGGUUGUUGUUGUUCAGCCUUCUUCUCCGGAGGCGGUGGUUGAGUCUUUACCGGUGGCGGUGGAGACUGUUGUUGGCACAUCGGUGCAGGCGAAUCCGAACCGGUGCGGGAACUGUAGGCGGCGCGUGGGGCUGACGGGAUUCAAGUGCAGGUGUGGAUUGACCUUGUGUGGGUCCCACAGGUAUCCGGAGCAACACGGGUGUGAGUUUGAUUUUAAGGGGAUGGGGAGAGAGCAGAUCAAGAAGGCGAAUCCGGUGGUGAAGGGAGAAAAGUUGAACAAGAUUUGAACGAUGAAGGGUAUUAUUGUAAUUUCGGGUUUGUUACAAAAAGGGUCAAGUAUUUGGAUUUGAUUGUAUGGGUCGGGUGAUCCGUUUUCGGACGGGUUAAUUGGGUGGGUGGGGGAUUCGGGAAUUGUUAUUUCAUUUCGAUGUUGUUAUUUCAUGUUAAUAUUAGUUUAAUAAAAGUUUCAUUUUAGUUUCAUAA